AGUGUGCCGGGCGUUUGCUCUACCCCCUCUCUCCACUCUUGUCACUCAGUAUUCUGAUUGGCUCAUAUCUUGACACGAAAAGUCUGAUUGGCUGAGACCUCGAAACGAGCAGCGUGAUUGGUUCAGGCCUAGAAAACAGUACUCGGGAAUUCUGCAUGUACAGGCCGCAGUAGUGCUACCGUUGGAAAAUCAACAAUAAUAAAUUGCGACACGUUCCAGGGGAACAGAAAGGUAUCAACGGCUGGAAGGCUGUCGCGGAAUAGAAACGUUCUACCCAGAUGCCAGAUUCACAGAUUCAUGUAAUGUUUGGCACACGCACACGUGAAAUGAACUGUCGUCAAAUGUGAAGAAUUGUGGAAAAAUCGCAGAUAAUGGAUCAAGGUGGAGGGAUCCUGGAGCUUCACAAAGAUCUCAAGAUGCCCCAUACAAUGAUAAUGGCAGAUUUCGUUGCUGGGAUGGGGGGCAUGGCCCACGUUGACGGUGAGCACAUCGUGGUGUCAGUGCCGGAGGCCGUGCUGGUCUCAGACGUGGUGACGGAUGAAGGUAUCAUGCUGGAGACUGACCUGGAGGCCGAGGUGGUGGAAGGGCCUGACAUCUGCCACGAGGACGUCAUAGUCACCGAGGAAGUCAUCAUGUCUGAGUCUAUUCUGGGGGAAGAGGUUGCCAUCGAAGAGGCACUGGGCAGCACGGCCGAUCAUCACGAGCUGACCACUGAUCUGAUCGAGGAGACGGCUCCUGAUCAGGUGUUUGUGGCUGAACUUAUUUCACCGAAUGAAGAUAGCUCUCUGGAUCACGACCUCGUGUCUGCAGAGGUCAUGGUGGCGGACGUGGAGACGGUGAUCCAUUCGCACGACACCAUGCAAUCUGAUGUCGCUAUUAAGGCGGAUGAUGAAGAGGACGUGAAGAGCACUUCAGAGGACUAUCUCAUGAUUUCCUUGGAUGAAGUUGGGGAGAAGCUAGACAUUGGGGACACGCCUUUAAAGAUCAGCACGGAUAUGAGCCACGAUGAUGACGGGUCGAAGGAGGAUGAGUUUAGUUCCGAGGUCAUUAAAGUGUAUAUCUUUAAGGCUGAUGGAGAUGAAGAUGUGGAAAUAGGCAGCACAGAGGUGGUAGCAGAGAGUGAUUUCCCCAACGGGCAUGCAGUGUUGGAGUCGGUGGGCUCAGGCAGGCUUCCCAGAGAGAAGAUGGUCUACAUGGCUGUGAAGGACACCAGUCAGGGAGAGGACGAUAUCAACUGUUCUGAGAUGACCGAUCAGGUGUAUAUGGAGGUGAUCGUUGGGGAGGAUGAGGCAGCUGCCAUCCAGGAAUCGCAGCUGGAGGACACACCAGUCAACAAGAGCUUCGUCCCUGCUACCUGGGCAGCUGCUUAUGGCAGCAGUCUAGAGAGUAAGAACGGAGCUGGCACUCCUUACCUGCAGAUCACUGACAACAUCAGCACCAGUCGAGCUCUCAAGCAGAAGUUCAAGAAGAAGAGGAGAGGAGAAUCACGCCAGUGCCAGACGGCUGUGAUCAUCGGUCCCGAUGGACAGCCCCUGACCGUCUACCCCUGCCACAUCUGCGGAAAGAAGUUCAAGACACGAGGAUUCCUGAAACGCCACAUGAAGAACCACCCAGACCACAUGUUCAAGAAGAAGUACCAGUGCACCGACUGCGACUUCACCACCAACAAAAAGGUGAGUUUUCACAACCAUCUGGAGAGCCACAAGCUCAUCAUUAAGAACGAGAAGAUCCCCGAGUACACGGAGUACACACGCCGCUAUCACGAAGCCAGCCCUCUGAGCUCCAACAAACUCAUACUGCGCGACAAGGAGCCCAAGCUGCACAACUGUAAGUAUUGCGAGUACGAGACGGCCGAACAGGGUCUCCUGAACCGUCAUUUGCUGGCCGUGCACAGCAAGAACUUUGCACACGUCUGCGUGGAGUGUGCCAAGGGCUUCCGCCACCCGUCAGAGCUCAAGAAGCACAUGAGGACGCACACGGGCGAGAAGCCCUACCACUGCCAGCACUGCGACUUCCGUUGCGCGGAUCAGUCCAACUUAAAGACUCACAUAAAGAGCAAACACGGCACGGACCUUCCCUUCAAGUGCGGACACUGCCCGCAGGCCUUCGCCGAUGACAAAGAGCUCCAGAGGCACACGGAGAUCUUUCAGGGCCACAAGACUCACCAGUGCCCGCACUGCGACCACAAGAGCACCAAUUCCAGUGACCUGAAGCGUCACGUCAUCUCGGUGCACACUAAAGACUUCCCGCACAAGUGCGACGUGUGCGAGAAGGGCUUCCACAGACCCUCGGAACUGAAAAAACACGCCGAAACGCACAAGGGGAAUAAAGUCCAUCAGUGCCGGCACUGCGAUUUUAAGAUAUCGGACCCUUUCACGCUCAGCCGCCACAUCCUGUCCGUUCACACCAAGGACUUGCCGUUUAAAUGCAAGCGUUGCAAGCGCGGCUUCAGGCAGCAGAACGAACUCAAAAAGCACAUGAAGACGCAUAGCGGCCGCAAGGUCUACCAGUGCCAGUACUGCGAGUACAACACUACGGACGCUUCGGGGUUCAAACGCCACGUCAUAUCCAUCCACACUAAAGACUAUCCCCACCGCUGUGACUAUUGCAAAAAGGGUUUCAGGCGACCAUCGGAAAAGAACCAACACAUCAUUCGGCAUCACAAAGAAACCCUAAUGUAACACCAUCCAACCUUCAACUCUACGGCUACGCGCAAGCCCGUCUUGGUGUUUCAUCAUCUAAAUAUAUGUAAAAGAUCUGAAAUUCUCACACCUCUCUACUUCUGCAAAUGAAAAUCACUCAUUCAGGGUCCCAAAUGUCUAUUUUUAUACCCAGCUUGCUUCAAUGCUGCAAGCAAAUCAUGUUCAAUAUAUUGGUUCACCCGUGAAUGAGAAUUCUGUCAUGCAUUCACCAUGCACCGUAAAAUAUACUUACAGUAGCAGCAAACAUCAGUUGUGUCAGCACGUUUUGCCGUUUUCUGAUGUCAUCAGCGAUGGUGUCAUUGGUUCUCACGAAUGGCCCCGGCAUGUGCAGAAGUGUGAAUCGUUUUUUCUCUAUUCUUCCAUUGUGGAAAAGAGCAUGACUCGUACUUUUGUGUUCAUUGAGUGAACACUGACAGAAUUGUCAUUUUCAGUGAACUUUCAUUUCUUUUUGGGCUGGUCAGAGCAUCAUCACGGGCAAAAGACGCUCGGUGUGUUUGGUGCACUCCUCAGUAAAUGAGUUUUACCUGUUAUCAUUUUAAAGCCUGUCAUGAUGUUCGUUUGCGCAACUAACUUCUUUUGUAGUACCUAAAAUGAUGUACUUCAAUUUUUAUCACAUCUAUAACAUUCGCUUUUAUAGUUUAUCAGUAUGUUUGACACGCAUCAUUGCCGAAGACCACUAUAGUUUUUAUGAUUUUAUGUGAAGUCAAUUGUUAACAAACAUGCACAUACUGCCAAUUAUUUUGGGUCUCUUAUUUCGGUGUCAUGCCUUACAUGUAAUGUAUUUUCUUGCACUGAAUAGAGUAAAUAUAAAUCAGUUGUGAAUAUUUUUUAACAAGUUUCAAGUAUGCUAUUAUAGAUGUAUGCAAAUCACAUCAAGAGCACCUUUGCUUUUAUAGUGUCAUUUCAUCGUUAUUUAUUUAUUCGUGGGUGGACAUAGACAGAUACAGCAUCCUAAACCAAAAGCAAUCCUCCUCCACGCCAGUAUUUACAUGUAAAUGAGACAUGUCUAUCAUGUCUGUUAAUUGACUUCUAUCAUAACUGCGGUUAACAGCAGAAACUCAACUACUCAAACAUGCUUUUAUUGUCUGUUGUUCACUUGAAAUCACUCCGGUGUUGUCCUAUGUAAAGGCAUUCUUUAUAAGCUCAUUGUCAGUGAUUUUACAACAUUGCAGUGGAAUUGUAAGGGAACGGAGGAGUUACAGGAGCUUAAAAACAUGACACUUGAAAUGAUUCUGUUUUCCAGAAAGACAAAAUGAAGCUUAGUUUAUUCUUUUGGGCGAACGAAAAUUCAGCAUGAAUGGAUGUAUAAAUCUUGCUUUUGUAAAUAUCUUAAUUCGCAAUUAAAUGGGGGAGUUUAAUUAGAGGAUUAAAGAAUUAAAAAAGAUCUCAGUAAGUUAUUAAGUACUGGCAAAUAUUUUUAUAUCUCUGGGCACCUUAUGCAAGAUGUUGUCAGACAUUGAGCCUCGUAGGGAAAUGAAGAAAGUGGUUUUGUGUUUGAAAUCAAUGACUUGUGCACGAACGUGUUCUGCUUGUGUUUCAUCAAUAAGGUCGAUUAUUUUUGUGACUUUUUCCAAUUACACUGAACAUUGAACCACAUCCGUAUAAGCAGCCGUUCGGACCACACCAGUGACAAAGUGUGCGAGUAGUCUAGAUGUUGCUUUGUUUGUUACAGUUGUGCUUGGAGACAGUCAUUCUUGUGAAAGAAAUUCAUCCAUUUUAAGCCAUUUGUUUUUUGGUGACCGAUGGACUACUACUGAGGAGAAAUCAGAAUAAAUUUCUUUUUGCUUUCAGAAAUUGUUUGGCACUCAGGUAUUUCCUUGACAUUUAUCAACUAGCACUUUUCAAAUGUAAGAUAAUUAACACAAUCUAAAGAAAUCAAGUGAAUUCAGUCAUUAUAAAUGUUGUAUAUGAUGUCAUUAAAGUGGUUAAUUAGAAAAAGAAGACUCUUU
This is a messenger RNA of Triplophysa rosa, 4651 nucleotides long. RefSeq names its product zinc finger protein 711 (gene znf711). Gene Ontology annotation, molecular function: RNA polymerase II transcription regulatory region sequence-specific DNA binding; metal ion binding; DNA-binding transcription factor activity, RNA polymerase II-specific. The coding region runs from base 372 to 2681 and encodes 769 amino acids. Gene Ontology annotation, cellular component: nucleus. The transcript is spliced from 9 exons. Gene Ontology annotation, biological process: regulation of transcription by RNA polymerase II. The record is from RefSeq and is a predicted model, not a curated record. Lineage: Eukaryota; Metazoa; Chordata; Actinopteri; Cypriniformes; Nemacheilidae.